AUGGAAGGCUUCAAGACCGUGCAAGACGCCAUUAAUUCCAUCCCUUCUAACAACAAUCGAUGGACCAAAAUCCAUCUUCAGUCGGGUACCUACGUGGAACAAGUGACAAUUCCACAUGACAAACCAUGUAUAUUUCUAGAAGGUGAAGGCAGAAAAUCGACGAUCAUUACAUACAAUGAUCACAGUCAAACAGAUAAAAGUGCAACUUUCUCUUCUUACCCACCAAACGUUAUUGGCAAGGGCAUCACCUUCCAGGUUAUAAGCCGGCUCAUUGCCCUAUAUCGGGCCGGGGUAGUGCCGGCCCUAGCCGCUAGAGUCUACGGCGACAAGUCGGCCUUCUACGACUGCGGGUUCGUCGGCGUCCAAGACACAUUAUGGGACGCCGCCGGCCGCCAUUACUUCUCCAAUUGCUACGUCGAAGGAGCCGUCGAUUUCAUUUUCGGGAGAGGCCAAUCUUUCUACGAGGUACACGUCUUGCACAGUUGCACUUGUACUUUACAUUUUUGUCUAACCUUUCAUGAAUUAAUAGCUAGCCAUGGCAGGGAGAACGCCAACGACCCGAGCGGGUUCGUGUUCUCCGGCGGCCGGGUGGAAGACGGCGCCCCCGGCGUCCACACUCUCCUUGGGCGAGCUUACCGGAAGUACUCGAGGGUCAUCUUUCAGUCCACCUAUCUGUCCGCCGCCAUCGACCCUCGCGGAUGGGACGCUUGGCAUUACGCCGGCCAAGAGCAAAAUUUCGUCUACGUCGAGGCGGACUGUAGAGGGCCAGGAGCAGACAAAUCGAAGCGAGUUCCAUGGGAGAAGAACUUGGACCCGCGUGAUCCUUCCCUCUUGAGGCAGUUCUCCAAGGAGGUGUUUGUGGACCAAGAUGGUUGGAUUGCCAACCAACCCACCUCCUAA
This is a messenger RNA of Linum tenue, 900 nucleotides long. The record is from the annotation of a GenBank genome assembly. NCBI's taxonomy places the organism in Eukaryota, Viridiplantae, Streptophyta, Magnoliopsida, Malpighiales, Linaceae.